Molecule: messenger RNA, 3079 nt
Organism: Pyricularia grisea
Lineage: Eukaryota; Fungi; Ascomycota; Sordariomycetes; Magnaporthales; Pyriculariaceae
Exons: 5
Coding region: 1-2871 (956 amino acids)
Biological process (GO): transsulfuration
Molecular function (GO): iron ion binding; monooxygenase activity; pyridoxal phosphate binding
Source: RefSeq, a predicted model, not a curated record
AUGUGCCGCCUGGAAUGUUUUGUCUUAUUGUCGAUCCCCGCUGCGCCAUUACCCGGGGCCAUUCCUAGCCAGUGCGUUUGGAUCCCUUUCAUCACGUUGCGCCGCGUUACGUCGUGUUACGUAUCAGGCCAGGCUGAUAAAUCUCCGCGCGCAGAAUGGACCAACCUAUGGCGCUUCUACCACACCCUGCGGGGUGACAUUCAUCUCGUCAACCUGCGCGCCCAUCAAAAGUACGGCCCAGUGGUCAGGACAGGUCCCAAUAAUCUGGACCUUGAUCUGCCUGCCCUCGUCAAAACCGUCUAUUCGGCCGACGGCCGCUUUCGCAAGACGGAAUUCUACCCGCCAGCAUCCACGGUGGUCAAUGGCCGCGUCGCCUACAACCUCUUUAGCCUGCGGGACCCGAUCGAGCAUGCGCGCCAGAAGCGGCCCGUUGCGAAACACUACUCCCUGGCCGGCACGCUUUCGCUGCAACCCCAUGUCGACGACACCAUUCGUCUGCUGUGCCGCAGCCUUGAGGAGCGGUACGUUGGGGCUGAUGAGUUUGGUGAGGGGUUUGACCUUGGCGAGUGGGUGAAAAUGUACGCCUGGGACGUCAUUGGUCAGAUCACCUUCAGCAAGCACUUUGGCUAUCUCUCGACGGGGAAAGAUUUUGAUGGCCACCUUUGCAUGUCGGACAUGGGUGCCGACUACCUUUCCAGCGUUAGUCAGAUCCCCUGGCUCGACCGCAUCCUCGACAAGAACCCAAUUUUCCCCAUCGGCGGGGCAACGGCACUGCUCGGCCCAACCAUGAGGCGCCUCGAAGACAGAUACGCUGGCCGCGACGACCGCGAUCCGGAUCAGGCGGCCGCCCAGCCGGACUUUUUGGACAGGUUCCUAGAGGUGCAGCGCGCGCAGCCAGACGUCGUCGAUCGACAGCGCGUUCUCAGCUACCUGUCCAUCAACAUGCUCGCCGGCGCAGACACCACCGCCAUCACCAUCAAGGCGGUCUUGUACUAUGCCCUCCGGACCGAUGGGGUUUGGGGCAAGUUGGUGGCUGCGUGUGGGGACGCCGGGCUGGAACCAGGUGAGAUACCUUCUUUUGCUCAGUCUCGUGCUGUUCCCUACCUAGAGGCUGUGGUGCGCGAGGCGAUGCGAGUGCAUCCUGGUGUCGCUAUGGUGCUGCCGCGGUGUGUCCCGGAUGGUGGGUUGGAGUUGCCGGAUGGAAAGGUCGUGCCGCCGGGGACGAGCGUGGGUAUGAAUCCCUUUGUGUUGGGACGGAACAGGACGGUCUGGGGACCAGAUGCGGAUGAUUAUAAACCCGAGAGGUGGUUGAGGGCGGACGGUGAAACGGAGGAGGCGUUUACGGCAAGGUUGGCCGUCAUGAACGCUGCCGAUCUUACCUUUGGCGCGGGGUCCAGAGUGUGUCUGGGCAAGCACCUUGGGCUGCUGCAGGCGUACAAGGUUGUAGCCACUCUGGCCAUCUUCUAUGACCUAGAGCUGGUCGAGCCGGAGAAGGAGUGCAUCGCCAAAAUGCAGAUCAAAAGCACUAGGACAAAUCUCACAGACCAGCAGUGGCAGUACGAGACCAAGGUCGUACACGCUGGUCUCGACAAUUCACGUCAUGGCGAAUGCACAGUCCCUAUCUACAACUCGGCUUCUUUCAAGUUUCCAACCUCUGCCUCGGCCGAGGAUGCAUUCAGGGCAGUUCCAGAUGAACAGCGGUGGGUAUACAGCCGCUUUGGUAACCCAACCAAUGACGCUUUUGAAAAACGCAUGGCUGCCCUAGAGGAUGGAAACGAUGCAGUGUCUCUAGCUUCCGGCGCCGCAACCACACUCACAGUAGCCAUGUCACUGGCAGGGGCUGGCGACAACGUCAUCGUGUCCAAUUUCACCCACGGCGGUACAUUUCAUCAGUUCAAAAUCAUCACACAACGCAUGGGCAUCGAGACUAGGUUCUGCGACACCAACGAUCUACCUCAAGUCCGCAGCCUUGUCGACAACCGCACAAAGUUCAUCUUCACCGAGACCAUCGGAAACCCAAAGUUCUCCAUCGCAGACCUCGAACCCCUAGCCGCCAUCGCCCACGACAACCACAUCCCACUGGUCGUCGACGCCACCUUUACCGCGGCGGGCUACUUUUGCCAACCGGCCCGCUGGGGUGCCGACAUCAUCCUGCACUCGGCCACAAAAUGGAUAGGUGGCCACGGCACCACGCUCGGCGGCGUCGCCAUCGAGACGGGCAGGUCCGACUGGCAAGCAAACGGGGAUCGCUUCCCACAGCUGCAAGACCUCUACAAAAUCCUGGGGAAUCGCGCCUACAUGCAGAUGCUCAAGUGGGAUUUCAUGCGCGACACGGGAGCAUGCCUGGCCCCGGCUUCGGCACAGCAGCUCUGCGUCGGGCUGGAGACGCUCCCGCUGCGGUGCGAGCGACAGGCCGGCAACGCGGCGGCGCUGGCCCGGUGGCUGUCCACCCACCCCCGCGUCGCCUGGGUGCGCUACCUGGGCCUACCUGACCAUCCGUACCACGACCUGGCGAGAAAGUACCUCACCCGCGGGUUCGGGACGGUUCUGACGUUUGGGCUGCGCGGGGGUGAGGCAGAGGCCCUGGCGCUGAUCGAUGCCCUCGACCUGGUCACCAACACGCCCAACGUAGGCGACCGCAAGACGAUUGUGGGGCAUCACUGGUCGACGACCCAUGCGCAGUGCAGCGAGGCCGAGAUGGAGAACAUGGGUGUUUAUGCGGAUCUGCUCAGGUUGUCGGUGGGGAUUGAACAUAUCGACGACAUCAAGAGGGAUUUUGAGCGGGCUUUUGAGCGGACUGCACCUGCACCUGCACCUGCACCUGUGAAUGGGAAGGGGGAUCGCUGUGUUGGGAAGGUGGAUGGUAACUGAACUAGCCUACUGUAAUUGGAUAUGAUAUGGUGGGGCCAAUAGGCGAGUGGGUGGAACGGCUCUAGUGCACGUGUAGACCCACCAACCCUAACAAGGUGAACUUUCCGCCCCACGCUUUGUGCUGGUUCUCAAUCCAUCAUGAUCUCUUUGACCUUUCAAUUUGUUUGAAGCAUUCACGGUGCAAUCAGCACAAGCACAAAAGACAGAC